AUGAGUUUUCGGAGCCCUUAUCCAUCAAAUACUGGACGCAAACUGGAUGACCAGACGGCCCAACAUUUAGCAGUGCGUGCGGAGGACAACCCUCCCGCGGCUAGCUCUCGUGACACGCUCGAUAAUGGCGAUACGUCGAUUAUUUUCGAGAUUCUCGGCGUCUGGUCACUCCUACUUUGA
This is a messenger RNA of Plasmopara halstedii, 180 nucleotides long. RefSeq lists its product as uncharacterized. NCBI's taxonomy places the organism in Eukaryota, Oomycota, Peronosporomycetes, Peronosporales, Peronosporaceae. The transcript has 2 exons. The record is from RefSeq and is a predicted model, not a curated record. Bases 1 to 180 code for a protein of 59 amino acids.